Anopheles nili is the source of this 1746-nucleotide messenger RNA. Its product is annotated as protein escargot-like. Lineage: Eukaryota; Metazoa; Arthropoda; Insecta; Diptera; Culicidae. The transcript has 3 exons. Gene Ontology annotation, molecular function: DNA-binding transcription factor activity, RNA polymerase II-specific; RNA polymerase II cis-regulatory region sequence-specific DNA binding. The record is from RefSeq and is a predicted model, not a curated record. Gene Ontology annotation, biological process: regulation of DNA-templated transcription. Bases 1 to 1746 code for a protein of 581 amino acids.
AUGCCAACAUCGAUCAUGCAGAAGAACUACAGCAAUUGCCCGCUUAAGAAGCGGCCCGUUUUCAUGGCCAAGGACGAAGGAUUAAAAAAUGCCGACUCGGAUGGUGAAAUGGAACCGGAAAACCUGAGCACCAAACCGCAGGACCUUUCGAUGAAGUCACAAAAGAAGAAGGCUCGCUCGGAGUCACCCGAACCGUUGGUGGUGAUCAAGGCGGAGGACACGCUCCCCACACCACCACCCUCGUCCUCCCCGAGUCCCAGUGACACCAAAUCGCCCCUCUCUCUGGCGACUCCUACCACCUAUGGUGCGUCCUGGCCUCCGCUUUACUUCGGUUCCCGGUCACCCUCCUUCCCGCCCGUGUAUCCUGGUUUCCCGUAUGCCGUGCCUUACCCGGCCGAUUUCUACAGUGCCUACCAUCAUCAUCAUCAUCACCACCACCAGCAGCAUCAGGCUCAACAGCAUCAACAGGCCGCAGCUGCUGCCGCCGCCGCUGCUGCUGCUGCUGCUGCCGCUGCCGCUGCCCUUCACCACCAAGGGACACCAGCGUCGCAUGCCACCCAUCUCCCACCGCAUCACAGCCAAAUCUCGCCACCACGCUCCGAACCACUGUCACCGUACAGUGCCGGCCAACGGGAUGCAAGCGGUAGCCCUUCCGCUUCACCCACUCGCCUCUUCCGGCCGGAUCGCCACUCACUUUCUCCGCCACCCUCGAUGGUGGUGCCCGCUUACCCGGCCGAGUUGCGCCUGAACCAGAACAACAACGUCAUCAAGGAGCGCGAGUCCUUCGGAGUUCGUGGAGGUUCCCAUCGUUACAUGCCUUACCCGUUGGUGCACCACCCACACCACCACCCCCACCAUCAUCACGGACACUCGCACGGGCUGCCAGUGGAGCACCCAUCGUUGUCGCCGGCCUCGAGCCACACGUCCUUCAACUCGUACCUUUCGUCCUCGCGAGGCCGCUCGCUGUCUCCAGGCUCCUCGUCAGCUCCCGCUAGUCCGGGCGCUGAUUCCGAGGAAAACAACAACAGUCUGAGCGCGGCCAACGGUAACACGAACGCGUCCCUUUCCUCGUCCGUUUCAUCGGCUUCCUCCUCCGGUUGCUCGUCCAUUCUGACCGAGAAGUCCACCUCGAGUGCUAACAUCCAGUCGAAGAAGGAAUCCAACGGUGGAUCGGCUGCCGGUGGAGCCCCACGCUACCAAUGCCCAGAUUGUGGCAAGUCGUACUCAACCUACUCGGGUCUGUCCAAACACCAGCAGUUCCAUUGCCCAGCCGCCGAAGGCAACCAGGCCCAGAAAACGUUCGUGUGCAAGGAAUGCGACAAGCCGUACAAAACGCUCGGUGCACUUAAGAUGCACAUUCGCACGCACACGCUACCGUGCAAGUGCACGCACUGUGACAAAGCGUUCUCGCGCCCUUGGCUGCUGCAGGGACACAUCCGCACGCACACCGGCGAAAAGCCUUUUGUGUGCAAGCUGUGUUCGCGUGCUUUCGCGGAUCGCUCGAACUUGCGCGCCCAUCAGCAAACGCACGAGGACGUCAAGCGCUUCAAGUGCCCCACGUGCACAAAGUCCUUCUCGCGGUUACCUUUGCUGACGAAACACGCCGAAUCGGGCUGCCCAGGAGGACCACCAGGAUCGGCGGGAAGCAGUACUGCUGGAUCGCCCGUGCCACCGGAGGAUCGACAUGUGGAAGACUCCUUCAUGCCUACCGUGUUGCCGCAUGGUGGACAUGUUACGGUUUACUAG